Suillus fuscotomentosus is the source of this 219-nucleotide messenger RNA. RefSeq lists its product as uncharacterized. NCBI's taxonomy places the organism in Eukaryota, Fungi, Basidiomycota, Agaricomycetes, Boletales, Suillaceae. The transcript is spliced from 2 exons. The record is from RefSeq and is a predicted model, not a curated record. The coding region runs from base 1 to 219 and encodes 72 amino acids.
AUGCAUCUCAACAACAUCAUGCAGGCCAAGUAUGGCGUAUCCUCCACUUCUCGCAUCAAGUACGAAGAAACACCUAGCGGCCCGCAGAGCAUGACUGUAUGGACUGUCACUUAUUUCAUCAACGAUAUGAAAUACGGUGAAGCGUCCGCGACAAACAAGAAGGCUGCGAAAGAGGCAGCCGCUCAGAAGACCAUUGAAAUGUUAGAGGCCGAGAACUGA